AUGCCAAGCUUAUGGCGCAGAGAUCAACAGUUAAUAGCCUUCUAUCCGAUGGCUUGCGCAGUACUGCCGGCGCUUCGUGGAGAGCACUUCACCCCAAAAGCUGGUUCCAAAUUGGAACUUCCAAUUGCAAUUGGAAGUCAUAGCAAUUUGCUACAGUACCGAAUGACUGGAACCGGACAAAAACCAUGCAAGAAGGCGCAGCUUGUCCACUUGAGCAGCUCAGCUCAUCCAGAUGCUCCUGGCUACGGCAUGUGGCUUCUCAAGCUGGGGGUGUCGGCUAGGGCUGUCCGAGUAUCGCACCCACCACGCUCAAACUACAGGGAAUCUAAGUGA
Phytophthora sojae is the source of this 333-nucleotide messenger RNA. RefSeq lists its product as hypothetical. Bases 1 to 333 code for a protein of 110 amino acids. NCBI's taxonomy places the organism in Eukaryota, Oomycota, Peronosporomycetes, Peronosporales, Peronosporaceae. The record is from RefSeq and is a predicted model, not a curated record. The transcript has a single exon.